GAACAGGCCAGGACUCCCACCACUGACACCACUCCCACUGAGGGACAGGAGACUGCAUCCUCUUCAGCCACCGACAGAGUACCCCCACCUGUGGCUUCUGAUGUUCCUCCCCUCCCUCCUUCUGACAAACUAAAGACAAUCUCUGACAGGCAAACUGAUGUCAAACAGAGUGAGGACCAGACAGCAGGGGACAGCCCCGGGGGUACCAGCCAGACCAGUGACCUGCGUUCUCCCCCUCCAGGCUGCACAGAGAAACAGCAGACAGGGGUUGAGAACCAGUCCACCAGGAAGCGGAAGAGGUCCAGUGGUCCUUGUGAUCCCUCCAAAAGACAGAAGACUGCUUUGUUUUCUCCAUUUGAGGUCGAGAUGCAAUGCCUGGAACAGAUGUUUUCAACCCUUACCUUGUGAUUUCUACGGUAUAGGAACUUUUACCUGUGUGACUGAUAAUGACGUAAGAUGUUUAUGGUUUGGGGUGUUUUACUUUUUUGGGGAUUACAGAAUGUCACACAGGUAAGUGAUUCUAUACCCUUUGUAUAUAUACAUGUACAUAAGUUUAUAUUAAUCAUUGUAAAUUGUUUUGAUUAAAGUUUUACUAAACUUUUCUUAUUUUACCUUGAUCCUGUUGAUUUCUUUCCCUCCUAUGAGUUCUGUUUCUUUUCAU
Molecule: messenger RNA, 661 nt
Organism: Saccostrea cuccullata (small rock oyster)
Lineage: Eukaryota; Metazoa; Mollusca; Bivalvia; Ostreida; Ostreidae
Exons: 4
Source: RefSeq, a predicted model, not a curated record